Molecule: messenger RNA, 1922 nt
Organism: Olea europaea var. sylvestris
Lineage: Eukaryota; Viridiplantae; Streptophyta; Magnoliopsida; Lamiales; Oleaceae
Product: omega-3 fatty acid desaturase, chloroplastic-like
Exons: 8
Coding region: 177-1565 (462 amino acids)
Biological process (GO): lipid metabolic process
Molecular function (GO): oxidoreductase activity, acting on paired donors, with oxidation of a pair of donors resulting in the reduction of molecular oxygen to two molecules of water
Source: RefSeq, a predicted model, not a curated record
UAAUUAUUGUUACAAAUUUGCCACAGAGAUAUUUUCGUUGGCGUAUAUAACCAUAUGCUUUCUUUAUUCAUUCCAUUCAGAGCAUCCUCUUUACUCUUUACUUCUUCCAUAUUUAUCUCUGUGUUCUUUGGACACAGAAUUGAAAACCCUCUGUAUACAGGUAAAUAGUUUCUUUAAUGGCUGGUUGGGUGUUGUCAGAAUGUGGCAUUAAACCCCUCCCUCAAAUUUUUCCAAAGCCCAGAACGAGUUUCUUCUCAAAUUCAAUAAAAAACCACACCCAUCUCCAAAAGGUUCAAUUUUUACAUGCAAACAAGAAGAUUUUGAAUCCCAAAUUCUCUCCAGGGUCAAUUCCAAGGCUUUCGAGAGACAAAAUAUGGGUUUUAAAUGUGAGUGCUCCAUCAAGGAUUGCAUCUUUGGAUGAAUAUGAGAAAGGGGAGAAAAUGGAGACAAUUGAUGGUGUUAACGGGAUUGGGGAAGAAGAAGAAGGAGAAUUUGAUUGUGGGGCACCCCCACCAUUCAAAUUGGCUGAUAUAAGGGCAGCCAUUCCAAAGCACUGUUGGGUUAAGGAUCCAUGGAGAUCUAUGAGCUACGUUGUGAGGGAUGUGGCUAUUGUUUUUGGGUUAGCAGCAGGUGCAGCAUAUUUAAACAAUUGGUUCAUUUGGCCUCUUUAUUGGGCUGCUCAAGGAACAAUGUUUUGGGCAUUCUUUGUUCUUGGCCAUGAUUGUGGCCAUGGGAGCUUUUCGAACAAUCAGAAAUUGAACAGUGUUGUUGGACAUAUCCUGCAUUCUUCAAUUCUUGUGCCCUAUCAUGGAUGGAGAAUUAGCCAUAGAACUCAUCAUCAGAACCAUGGGCAUGUUGAAAAUGAUGAAUCGUGGCAUCCGUUGCCCGAGAAGAUUUACAAGAAUUUGGAUAAAGUUACACAAACAUUGCGAUUCACGGUGCCUUUCCCCAUGCUUGCCUAUCCUUUUUACCUUUGGAAUAGAAGUCCGGGAAAGACUGGUUCCCACUUUGAUCCAAAUAGUGACUUGUUCAUUCCAAACGAGAGGAAAGAUGUGAUCACUUCGACAAUAUGCUGGACGGCAAUGGCUGCUUUGCUCGCGGGUUUGUCCUUUGUUCUUGGUCCAGUUAAACUUUUGCAACUCUAUGGUGUGCCAUAUUGGGGUUUUGUCAUGUGGUUGGAUUUUGUUACCUAUCUUCAUCACCAUGGGCAUGAAGACAAACUUCCCUGGUACCGAGGAAAGGAAUGGAGUUAUCUCAGGGGAGGACUCACGACUCUUGAUCGUGAUUAUGGAUGGAUUAAUAACAUCCACCACGAUAUUGGAACACAUGUGAUACACCAUCUCUUCCCUCAAAUACCACACUAUCAUUUAGUGGAGGCAACAGAGGCAGCUAAACCAGUCCUCGGGGAAUAUUAUCGUGAACCUAAGAAAUCAAGCCCUCUGCCUUUCCAUCUUAUUGGCGAUUUAGUGAAAAGUUUGGAGCAGGAUCACUAUGUUAGUGAUACUGGUGAUGUGGUAUACUACCAAACUGACCCCAACCUUAGCAGCUCUAAUAAAUCUAAGUGAAGCAAUGGAGUGAGAUCACAGUAAAUUUUCGAGCCUGGUUUACAUUGAAUGACCUCUGCAAAUGACUUUAACCAAUAUCCAAUCCAGGAUUUCGACACUACCAUUUUUUGUUGAUUUUGGCUCGACUUACUUUGGUCAGAAAGAGAAUCCCUGCAGUUAAUGAUUAAGGGAUUUCAUUUAUUAUAUUGACAGAUGAAAGUUAAAAUACUGUCAAACUUCAUAUUGUACAAGGAAAAAAUGGUGUCUAUUUAUUCUUCCCUGAAGAGCAACUUGCCUCUUCGGCAAAUAUCCCUUGUAUCAUUGAGACGGCAUCAAGCCAAUAAAAAUGAAGGCGAUAUUUCCACUAAAUUUAAUCUA